This is a messenger RNA of Tuber aestivum (summer truffle), 1789 nucleotides long. The record is from the annotation of a GenBank genome assembly. Lineage: Eukaryota; Fungi; Ascomycota; Pezizomycetes; Pezizales; Tuberaceae.
CCAAGCAAGGCGGCAGCAUCCGAUGGCGCCCAGACCGUCUGAUGGCGAGUUCCAAUCGAGGGCCCAGCAGAGCCCGUUGGCCUCCCAGCGACCUCCCGAAACUCAGGGGACGGCUUCGGAGGGAAAGACCACGAAACUUCCAAGCAACUUGUUUCCGCUAGGGUAUAAGGAAGGAUUCACCCAAUGGGUAUCACACACUCCCCUGACUCGUAGCUUUUCCGGAUCCCCUCUGAUGAUUAGUAGUGGACGGCGGUAUCUCCCACGGUUGCUGAAUCUACGGUUCUUGGGUUCCUGCCCUUCAGCAAAAAGCCUGCUCCGGCCACAUCUACGCAGGAGGGCCACGCGGAAGCUACCGCCAACCCCCCCUCGGCGGAUCAACACGGUCCACGAGAAUGUGCUUCGAAUUUGGUCCCACUCUCGGGCAAGAAUCGCGCCAUCAACGAGUUCAGUAUAACUCGCACCGCUGAGGGAACACCAGAGAACCACCUGGUUAUGCUCCACGGCUACGGCGCGGGCCUUGGGUUCUUCUACAAAAACUACGACCACCUCUCUCGAAGGCCUGGAUGGAAACUUUGGUCCCUCGAUCUGCUCGGCUAUGGCCGUUCCUCCCGGCCCCCUUUUAUGAUCAAAUCGAAGGAUUCCGAGGGGAAGAUCACGGAGGCGGAGGAAUGGUUCAUUGAUGCUCUGGAGGAGUGGCGGGAGGUCCGGGGAAUUGAACGAUUCACACUCAUGGGGCACAGUUUUGGUGGUUACCUUGCGGUGCGGUACGCCCUCAAGUACCAGAACCGCGUGAAUAAGCUUAUCCUAGCCUCCCCUGUGGGUGUUCCGGAGGAUCCCUAUGCGGUCCGGGAAGAGCUCCCGGAUGAGGGCGCUGGGGGGGGUAAGAGUGCCCUUAGCCAAGAGUACAUGCAAACCCAGGGGGAAGCAACCCGAAGCAACCCGAACCUCCCUGAUUCGCACAAAGCCCCAAAGGAUUCAUAUUCAUCCCCCUCAGCCCCCGUGUCGGCAUCCGCAUCGACGACCUCGUUGGGUGGCAAAAAUGUCAACGCACCAGCACCGAGGAGGCCUCUCCCUAAAUGGCUAGUAUAUCUUUGGGAUGCGAACAUUUCCCCUUUCUCGCUCGUCCGUUGGUCGGGGCCUCUUGGCCCUCGACUGGUCAGCGGCUGGACAUCGCGUCGUUUCAACCAGCUCCCCCCAGACGAAUCCCGCGCCUUGCACGACUAUGCGUACUCGCUCUUCCGCCAGCGCGGAUCGGGAGAGUAUGCCCUUGCCUAUAUUCUAGCACCUGGGGCGUACGCCCGACGCCCCCUUCUCUGGCGCGUCCAGGACCUGGCAAAAGUCAACAGAUUCGGUAUCCCGAGUGUUUGGAUGUACGGCGAGAUGGACUGGAUGGAUAUUGCUGGCGGAUACGCGGCGCAGGAGAAGAUUCAGAACACGUCUGUAGAGGAGGGGCCCAGUUGGAUCGGCGGUGAGGAGUGGCGUUCAGGAAAGAAGGGCAGGGGUGGCGAAGCGAAGGUUGUUGUGGUGAGGAAUGCGGGGCAUCAUCUCUACCUGGACGGGUGGAAGGAGUUUAAUGGCUUGGUACUGAAAGAGAUGGAGGACGUGGAGAAGCGAGAGAAUUUGAGGGGGAGGGUGGCAUAGGUUAUAGGGGUGGUUGAAGUGAUCUAGGGUUUGGUGUACGGUUCUGCGGUGUGGGGAUUUUUUUCCUUAUUUUUUUCUUUUUUUUUCUACUUUAUGGGUGGUCUUUGUAUGAUAUGAGCGUUAGUAUAAACAUCUAAAUUUCCGAUAG